CCAAUGGGGACGGUUUCUUCUUAAAGGAGAAACAGUGGCGGCGGCGCGCGGUGGGCCCCAGUCUUCCCCGGGCUCUCGGAGGGAGCACGCGGGACCCGGAGGCACACGCGCAGUCUAGGCGAAGGCGGAUUGGGGCGGGCAGGCCCGGGUGCGCAUGGCCUCUCCGGUGGCAGAUGCAUCCCGCCGACGGCGGGAGAAGCGUAGGCAGCUGGACGCGCGCCGCAGCAAGUGCCGCAUCCGUCUGGGUGGCCACAUGGAGCAAUGGUGCCUCCUAAAGGAGCAACUGGGCUUCUCCCUGCACUCACAGCUCGCCAAGUUCCUGUUGGACCGGUAUACUUCUUCAGGCUGUGUCCUCUGUGCAGGUCCAGAGCCUCUGCCCCCAAAGGGUCUGCAGUACCUGGUGCUCCUGUCUCAUAGGCACAGCCGGGAGUGCAGUCUAGUGCCUGGCCUUCGGGGGCCUGCAGGUGGCGAUCGGGAGCUUGUGUGGGAGUGUUCGGCGGGACACACGUUCUCCUGGGAACCUUCUUUGAUUCCGACACCUGCAGAGGUGCCGAAGCAGCACCCCCUUUCACACACUACUGAGAGGACCUGGUGUUCAGGGGCCAGGAAGAAGGAGCCUGAGGGUUUGGAAUGUGAACAGCAUGAAAAGACUCAAGAAGCCAGGCUGUCCAGGGACGUAGAAUGCCCAUUGGAGACCUUCCCAGCCCCGGGAGAGGAGCAGGAUGUGGAAGAGGAUGAGGAUGAAGAGCCGCUCAGUGAUGCCAGCCCAUGGACCUACAGCUCCUCCCCAGAUGACAGUGAACCAGAUGUUUCUAAGCCACCUCCGUCGCCUGCUACCCACACACCCAAGGAGGGAGAGACCCCGCCAGUGCCUGCAAUUCUCCCUGGCCCUUGUGCUGUUCUUGCCUCUCUGGGUUCUACAGCUGCUCUGACAUCAGAAGCUGAGGUGCCCCUAGAACUCAGUAGGACCCCUCAGGCCUCUGUAGAGCUGCAAAUGACCGAGUCUUUGGACAGCCCUGGGAGUCAGGCCCAGUCUGCUCCGAAGCCCACCUGGGAUGAGGAAGGUGCCCAGAUUGGGCUCAGGAGAAUGAGGAAAGCUGCCAAAAGAGAGCUGAUGCCCUGUGACUUCCCUGGCUGUGGAAGGAUCUUCUCCAACCGGCAGUAUUUGAAUCACCACAAGAAGUACCAGCACAUCCAUCAGAAGUCAUUCUGCUGCCCCGAGCCAGCUUGUGGGAAGUCCUUCAACUUUAAAAAGCACCUAAAGGAGCAUGUGAAGCUGCACAGUGAUACCCGGGACUACAUCUGUGAAUUCUGUGCUCGCUCUUUCCGCACCAGUAGCAACCUUGUCAUCCACAGACGAAUCCACACGGGAGAGAAGCCCCUGCAGUGUGAGAUAUGUGGGUUCACUUGCCGUCAGAAGGCCUCUCUAAACUGGCACCGACGCAAGCAUGCAGAGACUGUAGCUGCCCUGCGCUUCCCUUGUGGAUUCUGUGGCAAACGCUUUGAGAAGCCAGACAGUGUGGCAGCUCACUGCAGCAAAAGCCACCCAACCCUGCUCCCCACACAGGAGUCACCUGGCUCUUUGGAGUCUAGUCCCAGCAUCUCUGCUACUGAACCUCUGCAAUCUCCGGAGGGGGCAAGCCUUUCCUCCUCUUCUGACUCUAAUCCUGCCCCUUCAACAGCCAGCUCUUCACAAUCUGGGGUACCAGACCCCAGGGAUGCAGAGAAACGUCAGAUGGUGGUCCCCAGGAACUAGGUAUUAGGAGUAAAGUUUAAGGUAGGGCAUGACUGGGCUCCAGAUACCUUGCUUUAGCCUUCCUCAAGGAAACAAUAAAUGUUUUUUGUUUUUUUA
Molecule: messenger RNA, 1852 nt
Organism: Mesocricetus auratus (golden hamster)
Lineage: Eukaryota; Metazoa; Chordata; Mammalia; Rodentia; Cricetidae
Gene: Znf692
Product: zinc finger protein 692
Exons: 12
Coding region: 155-1756 (533 amino acids)
Biological process (GO): regulation of transcription by RNA polymerase II
Cellular component (GO): chromosome; kinetochore
Molecular function (GO): chromatin insulator sequence binding
Source: RefSeq, a predicted model, not a curated record